This is a messenger RNA of Zootermopsis nevadensis, 1087 nucleotides long. Its product is annotated as endonuclease V. Lineage: Eukaryota; Metazoa; Arthropoda; Insecta; Blattodea; Termopsidae. The record is from RefSeq and is a predicted model, not a curated record. Gene Ontology annotation, molecular function: single-stranded RNA binding; RNA endonuclease activity producing 5'-phosphomonoesters, hydrolytic mechanism. Gene Ontology annotation, cellular component: cytoplasm; nucleolus. Gene Ontology annotation, biological process: DNA repair.
GAUACAUCGUCACACUCAGGCACAAUGGGUGCAAGCAAGUGUUCUAUAUUAAGCACUUAAAUAUAAAUCUGUAGUGAUAUGUCUCUUUUGUGAGCUGUGGUAUAAAUCUUUCUUGUAACAGACUAGGUUAUCUAUGACAAGUUCGUUAUCUUUAAUAGUGUCUGUGUUGAUAAUGACACAUGCCAACAUAGAGAUAAUGAACACGUAUAAAUAAUAACAUUUUUGGAAUUGUGUUGAUUAAUUAGCUGACGAUGAAAACAUGAACCGAAACUGGAUAGAUGAACAAGAACAGUUGAAAUCCCAAGUCAUAUGCUCCGACACAUAUGAUUGGCAACAUAAACGAUGCAUAUCGAGAGUCGGUGGUGUGGAUUUGUCAUUCAUCAAAGGAGAUGAGAAUGUUGCUUGUGCAGCGCUAGUAAUUUGUGAAUACCCUGACUUUAAUGUCGUGUAUGAAGACGUAAAAAUGGUGCCAUUAACCGCACCGUACGAACCAGGAUUCCUCGCUUUUCGAGAAGCCCCAGCCCUAAUUGAAGCAUUCUCAAGGUUAUGUUACACUAAUCCAAGUCUUGUACCAGAGUGCGUUCUGGUGGAUGGCAACGGAAUUUUACAUCCGCGUGGUUUUGGUCUUGCUUCACAUAUUGGUGUGCUCUGUAAUGUACCUACUGUAGGUGUCGCAAAGUCUCUCCUCGUCAUGGAUGGCAUUUUGCGGGAUGAAGAUCACAAACAUAAGAUCUCUCUUUUACGUGAACGUGGUGAUCAUUUUUCACUAAACACAAUAUCAGGGAAGACUCUGGGACUGGCUGUGAAAACGUCUGAUUCGUCCAAGAAGCCAAUGUAUGUCUCCGUAGGGCACAAGAUCAGCCUUCAUACAGCAGCGUGGCUUGUGUGUCAUUGCAGCAAGUACAGAAUUCCAGAACCAGUGAGACAAGCAGAUAUACGUUCCAGGGAAUUUAUACGUAAAAAUUACUGAAAGAGGAAUGAUGUGUAAUACAAUGAAUUUCUGGCUGUUACUUUAUAAUGUAAUUUUUUAAAAUUUGUUAAUGUUCUGAUAGAACAUCAAUAAAGUUAAAAAGUUUGGUUAUUUUUA